CACGGCACAAUAGAAAGCCGACUCAUCGGGAGAUUUUCAGCGUUGCUCCAGUUUCAUGCCAGUCAUGAUAUUAGAGAUCCACCGGAUUCGUAACGCCCAGCAGAACGUUGAACAGACCCUGGGCAAGGCCAGUCGUGCCAUACGCAGAGACAUCUCGCUCCUCGGAGUCUUGCUAAUAUACCUACGGCUCGCCUUGUUGUCCGCAGACGCUGUAUUAUGUGAUACGCCACGCGCAAAAUAAGCAAUACUAUCUCCUCUCAGCUGCGCACCCGGUUAGGAUCUACGAACGUAACACCUCGGCAAUCAUGAGUAUAUAUAGAGGCCGAGUGGAGGGCUUCGUUAGGGUCCACAUUCCAAUAACAUCCAGUCCACCUUGAACCGCCAGCACCACACUCAAAUUAUUCAGCGCAACGAUUCCAUCUCAUAAAAACCUGCUCGCCAUCGCCGGCCCUCGUAACUUAUCAGUACUAGUUUGCCAUAGCCAUACCGAAUAUGUCUAAGCCCUCUAUUCUCCUUGUUCCUGGCUCCUUCUCUCUGCCGGAGUUCUAUGACAAAGUUAUCAGCGGUGUCGCAGCCAAAGGCUAUGAGAUCAGGGGCCUGCAUUACCCCAGCGUUGGUUUUAAGACAGGACCCCGCCAGGGGGAGCCGGCGACCAUGCUCGACGAUGCCGCCUUCAUCGCCAAGGAGGUGGAGGCUCUCGCGGACGAAGGCAAGGAUGUGAUCCUCCUCGCCCAUUCUUACGGGGGGGUUCCGAUCACCCAGAGCGCCAAAGGGUUGUCGAAGCAAGAAAGGCAAAAGGAAGGGAAGAAGGGCGGCAUCGUCCGGCUCCUAUACAUGACGGCCCUGGUUGUACCCGAGGGGGUUUCAGCAAGCGGUAUCCUCGAGACAUUUGGUGACGGGUUCCGUCUUGAAUUCGGGCAAGAUGAGAAAGGUUGGCUCCAAUUCAAGGACCUCUCGGCGGCGGCUGCGCUCACAUUCUCGGAUAUGCCCGACCAAGAGGAGACCGAAAGACUAAUCAGCCAAUUCCCGAACCACACUGCCGCUAGCUUCGCCACGGAGUUGACACAUGCUGGAUAUAAAAACAUCCCAUCGUCGUAUUUACUCUGUGAGGAGGACCGGAUUAUCCCCUCCAAGAACCAGAGGGAUGCCGUUGAGCUGAUCGAGCGGGUGAGCCAGAGCCAGGUCGAGGUUACUACCGUUCAAUCGGGCCACGCUCCUCAUGUCACGAAGGCCCCAGAGGUGGUCGACUGGGUUUUGAAGGCGGCGGCAAAACAUGAGAGCAAUUAGUUUAAACUAUUGCUAUAGGCCCCAGGCACUUUUAACGAGAGGGGUGUUUUUCUAUAGUCAAAUCAUCAUCAUUUAGAACCUGAUUGUCUAGACAGCAUUUCCGAGCUAGAUCCUUUAUUCGUUAUAUCAUUUAGGAAGUUGUGCCGUUUCUUAUUCUUUAAUUAGUGCAGGUCCGUUUCGCUGUGCUGUAUUGGAACACCGCCGCUUAAUAUGGUCCGGUGACACUAUGUGGUUAUGUCACACGAACCAGGCGGUCUAAUCAGACCUGAAUAUUUCUAUGUUUCUCUUCGAAUAUGCGGAAGCUCUCAAAAGGAACCAUACGCGGUUAGCGAAGACGAACUGUACCAGGCAGCUAACGUUAGCCCAGUAUUACGUCUGCUAUUGACAUAGGAACAACGGGGAAAACAUGAGCUACAAUUAAAACAUCGCCAGGCUUGUUGUGCUAGGUCUCGUUUUUUAUCUUGUUAUACA
Messenger RNA from Durotheca rogersii, 1758 nucleotides. RefSeq names its product alpha/beta-hydrolase. Bases 493 to 1287 code for a protein of 264 amino acids. The transcript is spliced from 3 exons. NCBI's taxonomy places the organism in Eukaryota, Fungi, Ascomycota, Sordariomycetes, Xylariales, Xylariaceae. The record is from RefSeq and is a predicted model, not a curated record.